Messenger RNA from Canis lupus familiaris (dog), 2023 nucleotides. RefSeq names its product palmitoyl-protein thioesterase 1 (gene PPT1). Gene Ontology annotation, cellular component: lysosome. The record is from RefSeq and is marked provisional. Lineage: Eukaryota; Metazoa; Chordata; Mammalia; Carnivora; Canidae. Gene Ontology annotation, molecular function: palmitoyl-(protein) hydrolase activity. Gene Ontology annotation, biological process: protein depalmitoylation; receptor-mediated endocytosis; nervous system development.
CGUGAUCGGGCCAAGAUGGCGUCGCCCAGCUGCCUGUGGCUCCUGGCCGUCGCCCUCCUGCCGGGGUCCGGCGCUGCCCGGGCGCCCUGGCGUCUGGACCCGGCCGCGCCGCUGCCGCUGGUGAUCUGGCAUGGGAUGGGAGACAGCUGUUGUAAUCCCUUAAGCAUGGGAGCUAUUAAAAAAAUGGUUGAGGAGAAAAUACCUGGAAUUUACGUCUUAUCUUUAGAGAUUGGGAAGACCCUGAUGGAGGAUGUGGAGAACAGCUUCUUCUUGAAUGUCAAUUCCCAAGUAACAACUGUGUGUCAGAUUCUUGCUAAGGAUCCUAAAUUGCAUCAAGGCUACAAUGCUAUGGGAUUCUCUCAGGGAGGCCAAUUUCUGAGGGCAGUGGCUCAGAGAUGCCCAUCACCUCCCAUGAUCAAUCUAAUCUCGAUUGGGGGACAACAUCAAGGUGUUUAUGGACUCCCUCGGUGCCCAGGGGAGAGCUCUCACAUCUGUGACUUGAUCAGAAAAACACUGAAUGCUGGGGCUUACAACAAAGCUAUUCAAGAACGCCUGGUGCAAGCAGAGUACUGGCACGACCCCAUAAAGGAGGACACGUACCGCAACCACAGCAUCUUCCUGGCCGAUAUUAAUCAGGAGCGGGGCGUCAAUGAGUCCUACAAGAGAAACCUGAUGGCCUUGAAGAAGUUUGUGAUGGUGAAAUUUCUCAACGAUUCCAUUGUGGAUCCUGUGGACUCUGAGUGGUUUGGAUUCUACAGAAGUGGCCAAGCCAAGGAAACCAUUCCCUUGCAGGAGACCGCUCUGUACACACAGGACCGCCUGGGGCUAAAGGAAAUGGAUAAUGCAGGACAGCUAGUGUUCCUGGCUGUAGAAGGGGACCAUCUUCAACUGUCUCAGGAAUGGUUUUAUGCCCACAUCAUACCCUUCCUUGAGUAAAACCCUUAUAGUCUACACCAGAGCUCAGGGAGCCCCGAGCGCUUCUAAACCAGUAGGAGACCAUUCCCCUCAUGCCUAAGCCUGAGCUCCCAUCCAGCUUGCAACUAAUCCUUCCCUCUAGUUAUCACCUAACAUGCCCUGCUCAGAAAGAUCUAAGAUUCAGAUCUUAUCCUUUGCUUCAUCCUAUUAGCAUAUGGUGUUGAAUGCAAGUUUAAUUAGUUAAUAACCAUGCAUGGAGAUUAUUUUACAACCCCUUGAUGUGGUCAGGCUGUCUUAGGAAAACCGAGUCCGCUGCAGAUCAGUGUCAGAACUGUGCCCAGAUGAGGCUGAAACAGUUAGAGUCUAGGGGCAGACACCUUUUCCAGGAAAGCCUUGCCACAUUUCAAACCCAAGAGGCGGCCAGUAUCCAGGGUUGUGACCAUAAAUGCUUUCUCGGUUUUGCUGGUAGAGAUAGAACCAGUGCUUGUGAAAGUAUUGCUUAGAGAGUGUUUCUGCAGUAUUUGACGUUGCCCUUUGCACAAUAUGUGGUCUUCUGUGGUGUGCAGCGUUUGGCCCGUCCUGCUGGGCCAUCAUCUUUGUCUCAGCAGCACUCUUUUGGUCUCUUCAGGUAGUGAUGACUUAGUUGCUCUGUCACAAAAGAGGGGAAGUAGUGCCCAAUUGGAUUACUUAAAGUAGGGGCACAGGGGUGGGGGGUACAUCUUGCUUAACUUAGGGGAGUGAAGAAAAAUGUACAACUGUAUGUCAGCUAUACUUCAGUUGAGCAAGCAGAAAUGGAAAGUGAGGACGCAGCUGGUCCCUUUCACUCCAUCCUUGAUUAACCUGUCCCCUUCUCAGUGUGGCCAGUGGUCUGCAUUCUAGAAUCACUCCGCUGCUGGUUUUAGCAGAUGAUGGGAAGAAAUCAGGCUUUCUAACUCCCAUCUCCAAAGACUGUAUUUAUAGUACACUCUAAACUACUUCUGAUGUAUUUAAUGAAAAAAAAAAAAGAUUAUUUGUUCAAAAAGCUUCGGAGUAUUGCACAUUCCUUUUCUCCUAUUGGAGAUCAGUUCACAUUAGGAUACUAAAGAUUGAGAAUUCCAGUUACAAUAAA